This is a messenger RNA of Linum tenue, 5328 nucleotides long. The record is from the annotation of a GenBank genome assembly. Lineage: Eukaryota; Viridiplantae; Streptophyta; Magnoliopsida; Malpighiales; Linaceae.
CUUUAUUUCCAUCGACGUUGGAGAAGUGCAGCUGCUAUUUUGAGACGUUUUCAUCUUCUGUGAUUCUUCAAGUUGUGUUUGUCUGUCUGUCCAUUGGAAACUUGUUUCGAUUUCUUCUCCCGUGAGGCCAUAGCAUCAAUUUUCAUUUCGGUGGCAGAACGGAUAGUGAUACUACUGGGACGAGAAAAGAAUGUACUAGUAGAGAGAAGAGAACCAACCAAAAUGCAUUUAUUCCCCUUCCUUAUCCUCUUCUUCUUCCCUUCUUCCAUCACCAAUUCCUCGGAUUCCAAAUUUCACGUUCCCCCAAAUGCAUCACCAUUAUUAAUGAAGGUUUUCUCCCCAUACCUACAGCUCAUUUUGCCUACUUUUCCCUUUUUUAGCUUCUAUCUAGCCUUGGCUCUUAUUUAUGGGUGGUUGUCCUCACCUUCAAAUACAGAAGUAGAAGAUAGAACACUCUUGCUGUCUCACUGACUCACUGUCCAUGUCACAUUUACGUUCCGUGUCUGGCUGGGUAUUAUUAAGAUUGUUUGGACGCGAAGAGGUGGUGCAAUAUACACUACAGAAAGUCCAUAGGAUUUACGUACUUGAAUGACUCGUGUUCGUAUUCAGGGGCAGCCCUUUUUUCUGGGGCGUUUUUUUUCUUCCUCCUCCUCUGGUUGUCUCCUUCUCUUCUUUCUUAUGUUUGGUAGUCAGCAUUUAUGUUUGUCCGUACGUCCCCUCUCGUUUUCGUCGUUUCUACUGGGACCGUCUUCUUGUUUUUCCGCCAUCUUUGGGGUUGUCCUGAAUCCUGAUGGCUACAGAGGUUGUUGUUGAGGUCUGAACGUGGGCUCCGCUCUUUGAGUGGUUGGAAAUGUCAAGUGGAGCUCUUUGUCAGCGGACACGGUGGACUUGUUUACGCCAUGUGAUAAGAAAACACCAAAACCAAAAAACCAUUCAAGUUUAACAACCCAUCCCUAUUCCCUACCUACCCAAACUUUACACUUCCCAGUUGGUUAUAUACUUCCCAGAUGGUUAGCGUGUGAGCUUUUAUUCUAAGGUAUACUUGUAUUGUAUAUAUGAAAAUGUCUUGUUAUGGUUUCAAAUUAAAUAAGUAAUAUAUCUCUGCUGAUUUCGAUCAUGUGUCGAUUUGGGGUUUAGGUGUUUGGUGAAGGAAGGAGAGAGCCCAAGCUUUUAAGGAAGCAGGGUGCUGACUGACUUCCAAGUUGUUUGUGGCGAUGGCGGGGGAAGAGAUAAACCAGAAGCUUUUGACCAAAACUGUCGAGGCAGAAGGCGAGGAAGUACCCUUGAAGUCCAAGAUAUGGACGGAGACCAAGAAGAUGUGGGUUGUGGCUGCCCCAGCUACCUUCACCAGGUUCUCCACCUUCGGCAUCAAUGUCGUCAGUCAGGCUUUCAUUGGCCAUAUUGGGUCAACUGAACUCGCUGCUUAUUCCCUUGUCUUCACUGUCCUCUUGAGAUUCGCUAAUGGCGUCCUGCUGGGCAUGGCUAGUGCUUUGGAAACUCUUUGUGGGCAAUCAUUCGGGGCGAAGCAGUACCACAUGCUGGGAGUUUACCUGCAGAGAUCGUGGAUUGUUUUGAUCAUGUGCGCAAUUCUGAUGCUUCCGAUAUUCGUCUUCACUACUCCGCUCCUGGAGCUAUUGGGCCAAGAGGCUUACAUCGCUGAGGUUGGGGGAACUAUUUCACUAUGGUUGAUCCCAGUGAUGUUCUCCUCCAUCGCUUCCUACACCUGCCAGAUGUUCCUUCAGGCACAGAGCAAGAACGUGCUCAUUGCAUAUUUGGCUGCAGCUUCCAUGACCAUCCACUUGUUCCUUUCCUGGCUGUGGACCAUAAAGUACAGGUAUGGGAUCCCAGGAGCAAUGAUAUCCACGAUUCUGGCUUAUUGGAUCCCCAAUAUAGGUCAGCUGUUCUUUGUUACUUGUGGUGGCUGCCGUGAAACGUGGAAGGGUUUCUCGUUCUUGGCGUUCAAGGAUCUGUGGCCUGUUGUGAAGCUCUCUGUUUCAUCUGGGGCUAUGCUUUGCCUUGAGCUUUGGUACAACACAGUGCUAGUGCUUUUGACAGGUAACAUGGAGAAUGCCGAGGUUGCUAUUGAUGCUCUUUCUAUCUGCCUCAACAUCAAUGGAUGGGAGAUGAUGAUCUCACUUGGUUUCUUAGCAGCUGCCAGUGUGAGGGUGUCGAAUGAGCUUGGGAGGGGCAACGCCAAAGGUGCCAAGUUCGCUAUUCUGGUGACGGUUGCAACAUCAUUCCUCCUUGGGGUCCUGCUAUUCCUCGUUUUCCUGUUCUUGAGAGGGAAGAUUGCUUACCUGUUUACGGAGAACCUUGAGGUCGUCCAUGCUGUCUCUGAUCUCUCACCGCUACUGGCCUGCUCCAUUCUCCUCAACAGCAUUCAACCAGUUCUCUCCGGUGUUGCUCUUGGAGCUGGAUGGCAGAGCAUCGUUGCAUACGUCAACAUAGCUUGCUAUUACCUUGUUGGUAUCCCAGUUGGAGUUGUUCUUGGAUAUGUGUUUGGCAUGCAAGUUAAAGGUGUCUGGAUCGGGAUGCUGUUUGGAACAUUCAUCCAAACCAUCAUUCUCGUCGUGAUCACCUACAGAACUGACUGGGACAAACAGGUUGUUCUUGCUCGUAACCGUGUCAACAGAUGGUACAAACCAGCAGCAGAACCUGAGGAGCAAAGUUUGGUGUCUUCCUAGGUUUCCACUAGCAGUAGCAACUUAGAUUCUUUUGUGUGCAAAUUCACCUGAUAUAGUCCAAGCCUCUCUUUUCCCUUCCAUCCGAAAUCCCCCCUUUUGUUACUGCAGUUAGAAAGAUCUGCAGAGUAGUAGUAUCUCCAUUUCCCAUUAAUGACAAAAAUUGUGUAUCAUCUCCUAAUGUUUACAGUAAUGCCAGUUUCUCUUCCCACAGUCUCAAUUCUAUGUCACAGAUGUUAACACAACAGAAUGAAAGAAAAACAAUUGCUCUAAUCAACUUCACUGUUCACCAAAAGUUCUUAGGCGUGUGUAUAUGAUGCCUAGACCCUCCACCACCACGGCCACCUCUAUGAGUAUCAGUAACAGCAAACCGCGAGUAUCUCCUCGCCCUGUUUAUCUUCAUCCUCACGCCUGGAACCUUCCUCCCCACGGCCUGCCAUAUCAUUUGUACAGCAUCGCCUUCCACAGAAGGGUACUGGAACUGGAAGAAAUGCUCGACUUCCUUCAACCUCGUCCACAUUCUCGUCCACUCUUCCUUCUUGAUGCUCCUGAUGAAGUUGAUCAAGAACUUGUCCUUCACCGCGUCGGAGGUCUUGACAAACACGCAGAACUCGGAGUAGUCCAGGACGUCCUCGUAGGGGAGCUCGAUCUCGUCGCUGAUGAUCACGGGGACGCAGUGGCUGGCGAUGGCGUCGAAGAGGCGGUUCGACGAGGGUGUGUCCCCGGCUAUGUUGAGGCAGAACUUGGAUGAGUGCAUGCCUCGGGAGGCCUUGUGGAUGCCGUCUUUCUUCACGCUGCCGAACUGGAAGUGCACGUCUUUUUCGUCCUUGAGUAGGUAGAACAGCUCUUGCCUAGCCAGUCCACCCUCUUUCCUGUAAAUGGCACCCUGGAAGUAGAGCAGAGUUGGUCUGGUGUCAUACUCCGAGCUAUCAUUGACAUAGCUCUUAAUGAUAUGCUUGUAAGGCGCAAUCACAUCCUUGUCCACAUUCGCCACAUUGGGCGGAUACCUGCCGAAAUCCGACAACACAAACAUCGCCGGCCACAGCUUCAUCCUUGCGCUCAGCAUACUAUUCGGGUGGUGAGCCAUCACCAGAUGAUCCCUCCCGCCGGACCUUUUCCACUCCGGCUGUGAAGUGAGGUACUUCACCACUUUGUCCUGCAACUCAUUGUUCCUGCUCUUCUUCUGGUGCGGGUUCAGCUUCGAGUACCGGUUGUAGCUCAGGGAAGAGAAGAAGGGCACGAAUAUGAUGUCGGCUUCGCUUGAAUUCCGGACUCGAAUUGCACUACCGGCUCGAGGAAUCUGAGGGACUUCAGAAGCCAGAAGGUCCAAUGUAAGCCAGUACUCGAUACUGUGCUGUAGAUUGAGUCCGCCUGGGUAACCGGGUAUGUGGGUUUUUAUGUCCGGCCAUACCCGACCCGGUUCAGGCUUCCAACCCAAUAGCUCGAAGUGGAACUCUGGAGGCAUAUCGUACAUGAAAACCUUCAAUUGUGGUUGUUGCUGCUGCGGUUUGGUGUUGACGAGGCUUCUUUCGCCAUUGCAAUUCACAUCAACAUUGACACUAGUAGCUCUGGUUUCGGGUCUUGUUACUGCUGCUGCUGCUAUGGGCUUAUCAUCAUUCACGGGCUUGGGUCCGGCGUCAAGAUUGGCGGUGGUGGCGGCGACGAUGUUGUUGAUUUUUUCUGGUUUUGUGGGCUCGGUGUCGUCGACGAGGAUUGCGCGAGUCCUGGUGGAGAUGGAGCUGGGAGUGGAGAGCUGUUGCUGAAUGGGGAUGUCGCUUUUAACGACGGAGAGAGUGGUGACCGUCGGUAAAAAUGCGCGGUCGAGGAAGCUUGGGCGGGCGGUGGAGGAGCGGAGGACGAAGAACCAUGAGAGCAUGAGCACGGCGGAGACAAACGGGAAUACGCAGAAUAGGAGCUUUCUCGCGGCGAACCCAAUUGACGAGCCCCCGUGUCUGUAUUCGCCCAUCGGAAAGGGGGGAAUGAAUAAAAGCACCCCUAAUAUUGCAAUCUCCGGAAGAAGACGACGGCCGGUUAUUUCCCUCCGGCGAGCUGAAAAAUUCUCUCAGACGAAAAUUCAAUGGCGUUCCAGUGAACCAACACGGGAAACCAACGGAAACCCAGAUUGCAGAAUCGGUUUCUGUGUGGAACCCAGAAACUGAAAAGACGCAAUCAUGCGGAAUGAAGCGAAUGCAGAUAUGUAAAGAGAGAAAGAAGAGGAACCAAAUACACGGCAGAAAGAACUAUCGCGUCUUCCUUCCCCUCGCCGCCGAAAGAGUUUCGGCACUGAGCUCCGUCCGCUUGAUUCUUGGUGGGUCUGCAACAACAAAUCAAUCUCUUUUUUCCCGUUAUUUCUGUUUCUUGAAUUUCAGAGAGCGAGAGGGAGAGGAGUAGAGGUGGGGGAGGAAGAAUUUUGGGAUGAGGAGAGGGGAGAAGAUGGCGGAGGAAUAGGAGGAUGAGGUAGCUUAUGGAGUUGUCUGGUGGAGGUGAUGCCUGUUGGACCGCCAUUCUCGUUUUCCUCUGAAGCUAUUUAUGGUUUUGAUUUUCCGGGCCUUUUGUUUUCUUCUGCAGUUCCAAGAAGAGCAGAAAGAAAGAAAAGAGAUGGAUAAUUACUAAUUAACAAUCAGGAGACACGGCCUCGAAUCAAAAC